Molecule: messenger RNA, 552 nt
Organism: Cooperia oncophora
Lineage: Eukaryota; Metazoa; Nematoda; Chromadorea; Rhabditida; Trichostrongylidae
Source: the annotation of a GenBank genome assembly
AUGUUUUUCACAUUUCAGUCUGCCGGUCAUGCCAAAUGGGAAAAAGCUGACAUCCUUGAAAUGACAGUCGACUACCUCAAGAAACUACGAGCUUUGAGAGGUCAUACACCGACAUUCAACGUCGCUGCCACAUUGGAGGACACGUUGUCCACGCAUGGCGUAAAGGAGUGCGAUUCUACGCCUACAUCAGCUGUGUCGUCACCAUCCAGUACCGAAUCCACUUCCGAAGGUCCGACUGCUGCUAAACGACGAAAAACCGCUGCUGUACCGUCUCCAUCCAAUACGGAAGAGUCACGUUCUCUUGCACCAGCACCAUCAUCACCAACACCAAGCAGUCUGACAACCUUAACUCCCACAAGGAUACCUCCCACGGUUAUGGCACCGAAUUUACGGCCUCCACCACCAAACUUCAGUUUCAUGGCUCAACACUUGCUAGCCUUACAAUACCAACAAAACCUAAAAAUGGCAGCUAUCGCUCCUGGAAUGGUAUCUGCUAUCACACCAGUACAUCCUUUUGCGGCCAUGACGGCAAUCCCAUGGAGAACUAUGUAG